This is a messenger RNA of Polychytrium aggregatum, 1026 nucleotides long. RefSeq lists its product as uncharacterized. The record is from RefSeq and is a predicted model, not a curated record. The coding region runs from base 1 to 861 and encodes 286 amino acids. The transcript has 10 exons. Lineage: Eukaryota; Fungi; Chytridiomycota; Chytridiomycetes; Polychytriales.
AUGCCGCCAGAAAAUACCACUGACUCGAAGCGAGGUAGUGCCAGCCGGUUCCCAAAGGUCCCGGCCGGCCAAAACGUCACCGCUCCUGCCGAGGGCGGCAGCGAGAACGAAGUCGCCAGUGCCGCCGAGAUCCCCAUUGCAGCCAGAUCGAAAGGUCCUGGACCAGCUGCCUAUACCCUACCAUCGACAAUUGGCUUGAAUGCUAAAACCGGAGUUCGGGCCCCGGCAUAUUCUUUUGGAAUCAAGCUCUACGGGAAACUUGCCAGCGAAACCCCAGGCCCGAACGCCUUCUUCCCUCAAACAACGAGAACCGGCACAUCGAAAGGACCGGCCUUCUCGCUCCAGGGUGGAUACAAGAAAGAGAGAAGAGAUGUUGAUCUGGACACCCCUGGUCCAGGGAAGUACAAUCCGACCUACAUUCCGACAAAGGAGGCCAAAGCACCAGCGUACAGUAUGGGCGGACGCCGAAACAACGAGAAAGCCAACAUCAAUCCGGGUCCUGCUGAAUAUUCGAUUGCGUCAACUUUGGGACUGCGUCCGGCCAUCACCAUGCCUGCUGCUGCUGCAUACACCAUCAAGCCCCCGCGACCGAUGAAACUGGAGUCAUUUUCUCCUGGACCAGCCGCCUAUUCGGCCCUCGAUCCCUCCAAAAUCAAGAAAUCGGCGCCAGCAUACUCGCUUGAUGCGUACGAGUACCACACGGCCAACGGACAUGGCCAGUCGCCCAUGCCUGGGCCUGGACACUAUACCCCCAACUUCAUCCAAAGCAAGGAGGCCGCGCCCAUGUUCUCGUUCCGCUGCAAGCACUCGGAAUACGAGCUCUUUGUGCCCGACACCACCGAGGGCGAGUUCAUCUUUUGAUCGGCCUCAACCCCCCUUGGUCUGUCGCCCCCAUCAGCAUGUCGAUCUCGUUUGUCUUUGUACUGCUGUCGUAGUCUCUAUCGCUGUUGCUGUUUCUGUUUCUGUUGCUGUUGCUGCCACUGCUCUGGCUGGAAGACGUCCAAGGCCGAAACUCGCGGGAGGACC